Pipistrellus nathusii (Nathusius's pipistrelle) is the source of this 516-nucleotide messenger RNA. The record is from the annotation of a GenBank genome assembly. Lineage: Eukaryota; Metazoa; Chordata; Mammalia; Chiroptera; Vespertilionidae.
AUGAGCAGGCGGACCUGCUGGGUGUGUACGAUGUGCAGAGAUGCACCGAAGAGGCUCCCUUCAGACCUUACUUCCGAGGAAAUGUCCCAGUGGGCCGAGUCCUUUGAGAAGUUGAUGGCGACAAAAUAUGGGCCAGUGGUCUACGCGGCGUUCCUGAAACUGGAGCACAGCGAUGAGAACAUCCAAUUCUGGAUGGCCUGUGAGACCUACAAGAAGAUCGCCUUUCGAUGGGGCAGACAUUUUCGGGCGAAGAAGCUUUACAAGAUCUACAUCCAGCCACAGUCCCCCAGAGAGAUUAACAUUGACAGUUCGACAAGAGAAACCAUCGUCAGGAAUAUUCAAGAACCCACUCGGACGUGCUUUGAAGAGGCUCAGAAAAUCGUGUAUACGCACAUGGAGAGAGACUCGUACCCCAGGUUUCUCAAGUCGGAGAUGUAUCAGAAGCUUCUGAAGUCUAUUCAGCCCUAUGACAAGGUUUCUCAAGUCGGAGAUGUAUCAGAAGCUUCUGACGAAUAG